AUGAAGGAGACGUCCAUGCAAGCUGCAUGGUAUGUGGCCCAAUAUGCGGCUCACCAUGCCGUGGCUGUGGAUAUGGAUGACAUGCUCGCUCUUUCUGGCAAGUCUGUGCAACGGAUAAGCUCCGCGGCCGAUGUGGGAUCUGUGGUGCAUGAAUUAGCAUCGGCAUCAACCAACCCUGAGCCUAUUGCGGUGUUCAUGCGUGCAUCGCCACAAGGCCUCUUGCGUCUUGUGCCACAUCUCCCUGCGCUUGCAAAACUCCCGGUCGUCUUCCAUGUCGAAACGCCACAGGCGUUGCACGCACAUGUGCUUCAGCUCCGCCACAGUGGUAUUUCCAUGGUGUAUUCAAGCGGUGAACCGCUUGAAACUGAAGCUUAUGCGCUUUUCGCUCAUAUACUCGCAGCCAAGACUCAUACAGGCGCUCUGCACUUCUUCGAUAUCGUCUCAGCUAACAAUUUGCCCUCGACGCAAGCCUCUCUGCUUCAAGUGCCUUUGGCUCCUGAACCCUCCGAGUUGUCAGAUGUUACGAUUAAUGGCAUUUUUUCUGAUGUCAAUGAACGUCUUGGCACUGAUAUUCAGGCGCUACGUGUACUAGGCGCCCAUGCCACGGAUACGGUGGCCGUGAUGCUAGGUGCUGAGACAACCAAACUUUCUGCCUAUGUUCCGAUCGUGUCAUUGCACUUGGUUCGUCCACUCAGUGCGAGGUGCCUUGUCGAUUCAAUUCCGACGUCGGUUAAACGCGUCGCCGUCUUGGAGCAUAGCAGUAAGCGCACUACGCGUCUCCCCCCCGUUCUGGUCGAUGUGGCUAGUGCUUUCCAGCAUGUGUCGGACCGCCAAGUUCCUGUUCUUGUGAGUGGACUGCUGAAUGAAUUGGAUGAUAGUGCUGGUCCCGCUCUUGCUGGAGUUCUUGCGUCUGAAGAAACGGCGUCUUUCACACUGGGCUCGGAGAAGCCGCAGAAAUCCGAAGCUGUCGUCCCCAGGACAUUUGAGCACGAGCAUGCUUAUCAUACAAUGCUCGAAAUGCUGUUUAAAGACCGCUUGGACAUUGUGAAUGCCCCAUCGGACGACUCGCACCCAGGUGCUUCGAGUCCCGAGUAUGCAUUUGGUAUCGUGCUUUCUCAUCUACUGAAAGAAGAGACCCUUUUGUCGCGGGCCCAGCGAAUGGCCGAUGACGCUACGACGCCGUCGCCACUGCAAAAGGCCCUGCAAGCUUGGCUUUCGAACCGACGCGAUGCAGCACAUGCUGAAGCUGUGCAAAAAGCCCUGGAAGGCGUGGCGUCCACGGACGCUGAAGCGCUUCGCUCGACGAACCUAACUCAGAGCUCACGCUGGAUUAUCGGAAACGAUGCGUGGGCUUAUGAUGCCGGUAUGGGUGGUGUGCACCACGUCAUUUCGUCGCAGCGCAACGUGAACAUGCUCAUAUUUGAUUCCGUGCCGUACACCCAGCGUGAUUCUGUGCCAUUGCAUCAGCGCAAAAAGGACAUUGGUCUCUACGCGAUGAACUACGGAAAUGUAUAUGUCGCCAGCACUGCGUUAUACUCGGACUACACGCAGGUGCUUCGUACGCUGAUGGAGGCCGACAAAUUUGAUGGUCCAUCGAUUGUGUUGGCGUACAUGCCGUAUCUCAUGAGCAAUGUACCCGCUCUUGAUGUUUUGCGUGAGACCAAACUCGCUGUCGACUCGGGCUACUGGCCUUUGUACCGCUGGAACCCGAGUGCCGGCGUGAGUGGCCUUCCUGUCUUCCAGCUGGACAGUGUGCGUAUUCGCCAGCAGCUACAAGACUUUUUGGACCGCGAAAAUCAUCUUAGUUUGUUGGCAAAUGUGCGUCCUGAGUUGCCAUAUGACCUUGCAGCAUCACAAGGUGCGGCAUUACGUGAGAAGCAGCGCGUCAAGGCUAAGGAGGCGUAUGACCAGCUCCUGGGCUCUAUGCAGGGCCCGCCCUUGCUUGUUCUCUUUGCAUCGGACGGCGGUGGCGCUGAGAAGGUCGCUAGGCGACUCGCGACGCGCGCCAAGCUGCGUGGUCUAGGUGCUCGUGUACUUGCGAUGGACGAUUACCCUGUGGACGAGCUCAGCUCCGAGCCGAAUGUCGUAUUCGUUACGUCGACAGCAGGCCAGGGUGAGCCCCCGCAGAAUGGUCGCUUGAUGAUGAAGGCGCUGGCCAAGCAGCCGACGGGCCUGCUUAAUGAGGAGACGCGCUUUGCUGUGUUUGGCAUGGGCGACUCGCACUACUGGCCGCGUCCCGAGGAUGCAGGCUUUUACAACAAGCCAGGUAAGGACCUGGACAAGCGCUUGGCAGAGCUGGGUGCGUCUCGUAUGCUCAACCUAGGUUUGGGUGACGACCAGGAUGCAGAUGGCUGGCAGACAGGCUACAAGGCAUGGGAGCCCCAGCUCUGGAAAGCGCUUGGCGUUGACUCGGUUACCGUCACUGAGGCAGAGCCUGAGCCUAUCACGAACGAGCACAUCAAGGUGGCGAGUAACUAUCUCCGUGGUACGAUCAGUGAGGGUCUGCAGGAUGCUUCGACUGGUAGCAUUUGUGAGACGGACACGCAAUUGACCAAGUUCCAUGGAACCUACAUGCAGUACGACCGUGACACAGUUGACGAGCGUAAGGCGGCGGGUCUCGAACCCGCGUACGGAUUCAUGAUCCGUGUUCGUAUGCCCGGUGGUGUAUGCACGCCCCAGCAAUGGCUGCAACUCGACGACGUGGUGGAGAAAUACGCUGGUAUCAAGUCACUUAAAAUCACGACUCGUCAGACAGUGCAGUACCACAUGAUUCUCAAGCGCGACAUGAAGAGGGCAAUGCAGGGUAUCAACAAGAGCAUGCUCGACACGAUCGCUGCAUGUGGUGACGUGAACCGCAAUGUCAUGUGCUCGCCAAACUUGCACCGCGAAAAGGUGGAUGUGGUCAUGGCUCAAAUUGCUAGGAAACUAUCUGAAUCACUGCUGCCACGCAUGAAUGCGUAUCAUGAGAUUUGGCUUGACAAGGGCACGGACAGCUCGAGCAAACUGCUUGUGGGUGGUGCGCUUCAGGAUUAUGAGCCACUGUACGGUCCAUACUACCUGCCGCGCAAGUUCAAAAUUGCGAUGGCUCUGCCUCCACGUAACGAUGUGGAUGUAUUCGCACACGAUAUUGCUCUGAUUGCUAUUGCAAACAAGGACCACACGGAACUGCUUGGCUUCAACGUUGGUGUUGGAGGUGGUAUGGGUGUCACGCAUUCGAUGAAGGCAACGUACCCGCGAUUGGCCAGUAUUAUCGGCUUUAUAACGGUCGACAAAGUAUACGACGUGUGUCGCGAAAUCUUGCUGAUUCAGCGCGACACAGGAAACCGCCAGAACCGGAAGCAGGCACGUCUGAAGUACACGAUUGACAAGUACUGGGGCGGCGCCGACAACUUCCGCGCUGAGCUUGAGCGCCGCCUUGGUUAUGCGUUCGAAGAGGCCAGGCCCUUCAGCUUCGAAUCCAACACGGACGACUACGGCUGGCUGCAGGACAUGAACGGCAGGUGGCAUUGCACGCUGUGGCUCGAAAAUGGCCGUAUCAUUGAUGAACCGGGCAUGCCUUUCCGUACAGGUCUGCGCGAGUUGGCCAAGUUCCACAAGGGCACGUUCCGCCUCACGCCAAACCAGCACAUUAUUGUAUCCGACAUUAAUGAGGCGGACAAACCCCGUAUUGAGGCGCACCUGCGCGAGUACCGCAUGGACAACUGGGAAAAGUCGGGCCUGCGUCUUAGUGCAAGCGCAUGUGUGGCAUUUCCGACAUGUGGCUUGGCUAUGGCUGAGUCAGAGCGCUAUAUCUUCAAGCUUGUUGACAAGCUCGAGCGCAUCUACCUCGCUAAUGGCCUGAAACACGACGAAAUUGUCAUGCGCAUGACUGGCUGUCCCAACGGAUGUGCACGACCGUGGGUUGCUGAGAUUGGAUUUAUUGGCAAGGCGCCUGGCACGUACGUCAUGUGCUUGGGAGGUGGUCAUGCCGGUCAACGUCUCAACAAGAUUUUCCGCGAGAGCGUGACAGAAAAGGAGAUUAUUGAGAUUCUCGAAAUUUUGAUUCCUCGCUACGCGCGCGAGCGCCUCCAUGGCGAGCCAUUUGGUGACUGGGUUAUCCGCGCCGGUAUCAUUGCCGAGACAACGCACGGAGCGGCAUUCUAUGACAACGUUAAUACGGGCAAGACGCUCGAAGAGUUGGCAGCAUGA
This is a messenger RNA of Malassezia restricta, 4188 nucleotides long. Its product is annotated as sulfite reductase (NADPH) hemoprotein beta-component. Gene Ontology annotation, molecular function: heme binding; FMN binding; iron-sulfur cluster binding. The record is from RefSeq and is a predicted model, not a curated record. Bases 1 to 4188 code for a protein of 1395 amino acids. The transcript has a single exon. Gene Ontology annotation, biological process: sulfate assimilation. NCBI's taxonomy places the organism in Eukaryota, Fungi, Basidiomycota, Malasseziomycetes, Malasseziales, Malasseziaceae. Gene Ontology annotation, cellular component: sulfite reductase complex (NADPH).